AGUCAUUGGAAACAAGCUUAAGUCACCACCACCUCUUGAAAGGGUGUCCAGCUACUGAUCUUGCUUCCUCCGCACCCAUCGUUACCAGUUGAUCCGAACGCUUGCUUCCUCUGCAUAGACAGAUGAGCGCCCCCCUCUAUGCCUGUUAGCAACAGUAUGCGCGUGUUCGAGCCGGUAGCUGAGCCAGUAGCUGUUGACCGUCCCGCCGUUAUCGCCAAGUUCUCUGCUGCUUUCGCCGACUGCGUCAAGUUCCCGAGCUAACAUUCGCUUUACUCGAGGGAACUAGUUAGCGAGCUGCAAUAGUUUUGUCCCGCAAACAGCUAAGUGUCUAGUUAGAGAGAGAUUUUUUCCAACACAGCACACAGUUCCUGUGGACUCCCCAAAGCCCAACAAAAAGUGAAAGAUGAUGUCCGAGGAGAUUCUGCACGCGCCCAUUUUCGAGGGUAGCGAGAAGCGCAUUGAGGUGGACUUCCGCCUUGGCGCUAACUCCCCUGCGAAUGGGCUGCGCUCCCUUUCGCGCGACAUGCUGGACGAGCUGAUGACCCUGGCGCGCUGCUGCAUCGUCUCGUCGCGCAGCAACGAGCUUAUGGAUGCUUACGUCCUGUCGGAGAGCAGCCUCUUUGUCUAUCCCACGAAGUGGAUUCUCAAGACGUGCGGCACCACGCGCCUGCUCAACUCGGUGCCAAGGCUGCUGGAGGCUGCCCGUGCGAUUGGCAUGGAGCCGCGUCGCUGCAAGUACACCCGUGCCAGCUUCUUGUUCCCGGAGAACCAGCCGUUCCCGUACACGGCAUUCGAGCACGAGGUUGGUUUCCUGGACGAGCACUUCGGCCCCAUGUCCGCCAACGGCAGUACGGCAUUCGUACUCGGCGAGCCGUACCAGGGCCUUCAGUGGCACGUGUACCUGGCGGACGACAUGCAGCCCCUGGAUCCCUCCUCCUUCAAGCCCACCUACAAUCUGGAGGUGUGCAUGACGGAGCUGGGCAACGAGGCGGCGCAGCAGUUUUUCCGCAACGAGAAGUUCGUUAGCGCGGAGCAGACGACCAAGGACACGGGCAUUGCUGAUCUGAAGCCGCGUGCCGUCAUGGACGACUACGUUUUCGAGCCGUGCGGAUACUCGAUGAACGGGAUUGAGGGCACGGGCCUGAUCACGAUCCAUGUCACGCCGGAGGCGCAUCAGAGCUACGCGAGUGUGGAGUUUUCGGGCUUUGGGGAGGAUCUGGUUGAUCCGGUCAAGAUUCUGUCAAAGGUGGUUAAGGUUUUCCAGCCAGGCAAAGUCUCGGUGACCUUGUCGGUGGACAAGGUUGAUAUGGACGGGGGUGCGUGGGGCGCCCUGACUGCGCUUCCCGCGGGUUACGGCCUGCAGGGGGUUGCCAGCCAGGUGUCCCCAUGCGGCGGCAAGGUGGCGUACUACACGCUAGCUGAGAAGCUAGCGACCCCUGGGUCGCCCACCACGCCGCUGCACCACGCCGCGUCCUUCCUGUCGGUUGUCACGACGUCUUCGGACUCGGAGGCGGACAACAACAGCGAGCCUGAGCAGGAGAUUGCCGCCUGUUAAGCCCUGAAGGUGUUUAGAUGAUGACUUGAGACGUGUGGGGGGUCCCUUGCCUAUCUGGGUUGAUGUAUCCGACACACGUAUCGUCAUUUGAAGGCGCCAGUCGGGCAGUGACAGAAUUUUUGAUUUGAAAUUUGGAUCACCCACGUUGUAUCUUUGCUUCGGUGGCGGCGCAUGUCAUGCGGUUGGUUGCCUGUCUUCAGGUGGUGGUUGGGGAUUUCUUGGUCUCCAGGCUUUCCCCCGCAUGUGUGCGUGCCGUGCCGGAGACACCGAGCAAUGACAGGGCUGUUGGCGGAAGGGGUGCCGUAUAAUUUUCAACAUUACACAUCCGCGUCUUUGCGAGACUUUCUCGAUGCGGCGGCACUUCUGGAUGUCUGUGCUGUGCUUGUGGUGCUGUGUGUGAUUUCUGGUCGCGCCCUUUUGCUUGAUCUGGACGCACCAAGAAUAAUAAAAUUUUAGGGUUUAAUUGUUAGUUUGCCGGGACAAGCAGCCGCUUCCUUUUCCCUCGAGGCGUAUCACCAUGCACCUCUAGGGUUUGUGUCUUUUGCGUGUUGCAUUUGUAUGAGAUAGUACUAAUAGCCUUUCAGCGUCCCAGUUGCCGUUGGAUAACACUUGCUACAUGAAUCAUGCCGUGCCCAUGCGUUUUCCCUAUCUUGAUCAGGAAGCAGGAGAGUUUUUUGAUAGGGCCUAAAUGUGAGUUUUUCCCGUCCUUCGAAGGUGUCUCUGCGUCGUGCCAAGCUCUUUGCUGUCUGCGCGCGCAAGAUGACAUGUGGCUAUUUAGAGAAAUGCAGGCGUGUUUGUGGAACGGCGUCCCGAUGCAAGCAGAUCUAUUUGUUGCAGGCGUGUUUUCUAGGUGAACAAAUCCAAACGAUGGUGGGAACAGCGGCGUGCGCCGAGACGCGCUGUUUUUUGCACGGACGUGUUAUUGGAGAUGUAGCGGAGGAGGGCUUUCCGUCUGAAAUGGGAGAUCUAGGAAUGGAAUGGGAGAUUCGUUGCCUUGUA
Molecule: messenger RNA, 2554 nt
Organism: Astrephomene gubernaculifera
Lineage: Eukaryota; Viridiplantae; Chlorophyta; Chlorophyceae; Chlamydomonadales; Astrephomenaceae
Source: the annotation of a GenBank genome assembly